Myotis lucifugus (little brown bat) is the source of this 3129-nucleotide messenger RNA. Its product is annotated as ral guanine nucleotide dissociation stimulator-like. The coding region runs from base 1785 to 2804 and encodes 339 amino acids. The record is from RefSeq and is a predicted model, not a curated record. The transcript has 6 exons. NCBI's taxonomy places the organism in Eukaryota, Metazoa, Chordata, Mammalia, Chiroptera, Vespertilionidae.
UUCUUGGCUUCCAGGCCCAGGGCAGGGGCAGGUUCUGUCCUCAGCUCAGUGCUCCUGCCUUUCCCUGGAGAAGGCUUGGCUGAGCCUGACGGCCACCUCCACCCCCACCCAGGAGGUUCCAUCUUCCUCCAGAAAUCCCAGGACCCUGAAAAGUUCUGGCCUCAAACCAUGAACAGACUCCACAGAUCUAUGGUCUGACCCAGCUCUUCACAAGGGCGAUGUGAGGCCAGGGCAGGAGGGGACAUGGGCAAGGCCUUCCAAAGGGGCACUCAUUCUGCAUUCAUCCUGUUAUGGAGGGUUUCCUACCAUUGGCCAGGCGCUAGUCCCCACCCUCAAGCACUUACAGACACUAGAAGGGGGUGUUUAAAUGGAUUUAGAACAUGUAGACACGCCCCUUGUGAUAUGCCAAGUGUUCCCUCCAUUUUUGAAACAUUAAUUUUUAACACUCUCCAUAGCCUCCGAGAGGAUAGGCUUUUUAUUAUUGCUGAGUGUCCAAUGGGUAAACUGAGGCACAAGCAACACUGCUCUCAAUCUUUGCACCCCUAAAGUGCAAAUAUUAACACCACACAAGUUCUGUGGAGCAGGCAUCUGGACAUGGUUUGUCUGGGUGACUCUGCCUCAAGGUGUCAGUGAAGCAGGAGAUGUGUUUCAACUGAGGCUUGACUGGGGACAGAUUUCCUCCCAAGCUCACUUGCCUGUUGUUCCUUAGGAUGCAGUUUGGACUGAGAGCCCGAGUUGCUGCCUGUUUGCCUGGGCACUUUCUCGGUUCUCUCCUAUGAGGCCCCUACAUUGGGCAGCUCAACACAUGAACGCUUGUUCUCCUUGUUCCAGAGAUAUAACAGACUGAUAGACACACACAUACAGAGAGAAAGUGAAAUCAAGAGGAAGGAAGGGACCUCAAGAACGAGAGUACAAGACAAGUGACAGGACCUGACAUCCCAUCAGCUGGGCUGUCCUCUAUGUUGUUCAGAAGCCAGUUACUGAGCACUCAGCGGACACACAAGGAUGUUCCCACCAGGAGGCUGGACUCCCGCGAAGCCACUGUGAAGGCUUCCACCAAAUGGACCCACAUGAGGCACUGGGUCUGAUUCUAAACUUAACAAGAGACCACGGUGAGGUUUUAGGCCAGGGAGUGACAAUAUCUGAAUUUCCUGUCAUUUGAAACCCUUAAAGGUACAGACUUGAAAAUGAGCAGUGACUUCCAUGACAUCACACACUGGACCCCGGCCCUGUUUUAUCUAAUGUUCCAUGCUGUGUCCCUCUCAUUCUUGUCACUCUUCCACCUCUACGUUUGUUCAUCAGAUUCAUGGGACACGAUCCCACCAUAUUAGGGGCCUUAACUCAUCCACAUUUGAUGGCUUCCUAUGGAAAUGGUGUCUAGCAUCAUCCUCAUUGGGCAGCUUGGGAGACCAGGGAAGCCCUGAGAGGCACAGAGGCUUCCCCAGGACACAAACUAGUAAGAAAGAGGAGGUGUGAACUCAGCUUUCUCUCCCAAACAGGGGGCCUGGUACCUUCCCAGGGAGCUAGGGGGAGGGCUGUGCUGGAUAAUGGUGUACAGGUAUGGAGACGACAUGGGUGAAGAGGGUGAGAGGUCACCAGCCCAGAGGGGGCUUAGGGCAACUCUGAUUGGAGGAAAGGCCCAAGCCAUGGAACCUCGAAGGGGUGAUUUCACUUCCUUUGUGACAGAUCCCCAACAGAAACUGGAACCGUGGUAACCAGGUACCCACAUUCUAGAGACAACUGCCUCUCCACCUCACUUGAGUGGAGAGGCUCAAGAGACUAGGAUGUCUCUCUGCUGCUUCCCGUUCUUCCAACGCUCUGGGCAGAAGAAAGCCCAGAGUGAGAGAUGUUUUUUUUGUUGUAGAAAUUGGUGCAAGUGCUGCCACCGACAUCCUUCGGCCCCUGGCAGGAGGACGCAUCGGGUUACGGUGGACAUCCCAGGGAAGACCUUCCCAAGACAGACCUUAACGUGGCCCCCAGCUAGGGAGGCCCACACGUCUUACUCCUCAUCCCAGAGCUCCAACCAGGAUGUCGUAGAACAGCAGGUUGACAGGUUCUCUGAUGUCAGCAACAGGUACAGAGGACAAGUGGACCAGGCCAGGAAAUUUGUCCAGUGCCAGUCUGAGUGUGUAGCUGAGCAAACUGGUAACCUGCAUGAGUCCUGCAGGAUGCGGGCCCUCCAGGAAGGCACCUCGGAGAAGGUGGCCAUGGCCAUGGUACCAGCUUUCCCGGGGGGAAUCGUCCCCCAUGUCUCCACGCUGGCCCUCUCCAGAGCCCAGCGGUUCCUGGACGAGCUUUUCACUAGGUCGUGUCCACCAUCCAUCAGGGCUGAUGCCAUCAGAGCGUUUUCUCCAUCUGGAGGCACCCCUCCUUACAAUGACCGGGGUGACACAGCGCAAGACCAAGUCAUAAAGGCCUUUGCUGCGAUGGUGGGGACCUGGCUGGACCAGGUCCAGGGUUUGGGACAGCCCCUUCCUAUCGCCUGUUUCGAGGCAGAGCAGGCCUUGGUGCCCGUCAACUCCCCUGCCUCACACCUGGUGGGCCACGCCCAAAGUCAAUGGUUGGAGCUGCAGCAUCUGGAGCCCACCGAGGCAACUCCACAAGGUCCACGCCCUGAGCUCCAGAGCUCUCCCGAGACAAAGAAAGGGCCCGCUCAGGGGCCAGAGCCUGGUCCAAGGACAGGCCCUGCCCUGGCCUGGCCUCGCCCGAGGCAGUACCUGAAGCCAUUAUGGAGCCACCUACUGGCUGUGCUAGAAGCCUUCUCUCUUGCUGUCAGAAGAGUUCUAGGCGAUUAUCUUAAAUAAUUCAGAGGAAUACAUCCCAACUGUACAUUUUCAAUAGUAAAUAAUGAUAAUUUCUAAAAGUACCUACCUAUUUAUGUAGACUAUUUCCCGUUAAGUUAAAUACUCUUUUUGAAUAAAAAAUUGCUGAUUUAAAACACGUGGAUACCAUGUCUACUCUUGUACCUAUACGGAAUCCCAUACACACACACACACACACACACACACACACACAUAUGUACCCAUAUAUGCCGACAUGGAAGGAUGCUCACUGUAUAAUACAGUUUUAAAAUAAGUUUUGAAACAUUUAAUCUUUUUCUGAUUACUAUGUAUACACUGAUAAAAUGGG